Molecule: messenger RNA, 3499 nt
Organism: Centropristis striata (black sea bass)
Lineage: Eukaryota; Metazoa; Chordata; Actinopteri; Perciformes; Serranidae
Gene: caprin2
Product: caprin family member 2
Exons: 21
Coding region: 16-2811 (931 amino acids)
Biological process (GO): positive regulation of canonical Wnt signaling pathway
Cellular component (GO): cytoplasm
Molecular function (GO): signaling receptor binding
Source: RefSeq, a predicted model, not a curated record
UGGCAGCUGGCCAAAAUGGGCAGAGUCUCCAUUUUGUUUGGAAAAACUCAGCUUGUGGAGCUGAAAAUGGUGCAGCUGUCUCCUUCCCCAACCCUGGAUUGUUCCCCUUUACCUCAAAGCUCAGAGGAGGGGGAGGAAGGACAGGAGGACCUGCUGAUGGCUGAUAGACUGAAGGUGGGCUCGCCUGGCAGUCUGAGCACCCUGCAGCUCGGCCUGGAGGCCUCCACCAUCUACCAUGGCUAUGAUGCCUAUAUAGAAGAUGGUCUCAUCUGCUUAAAGCACAAAGUUCGUAAUUUGGAGAAAAAAAAGCUGAAACUGGAAGACUACAAGAAGAGGCUGGACUGGGGCGAGGGACUCAACAAGGAUCAGAUGGCAGCUGUGGAAAAGUACGAGGAGGUGCUGCAUAACCUGGCAUUCGCACGGGAGCUCCAUACAACUCUGGAUGUCUUGACACAGAAUUUACUGAAAGCCCAGAAGAAGGUAGUGAAGAAGGAACAGGUGAUGAAAGUGGAGACUGAGAGGAGGCGUCUGAGCACCGUGCUGCAGGUCCAGCACCUCCUCCACAGCUUGCAGCAGGAGCACAUCAGGAGAGAGCUGCUGGCUGGAAGCAACCAGGCGCCCCUCAUCGCUAGCCAACAGCUGCAUGGCCUGAGUCAACUUGCCUCCCUGCUGGGAGUCAACAGGGAUUACAGACUGAGUUUAGCAGAGCAGAUGGAGCAAGCAGCUCUGGCCUACUUGGACCUGCUAGAGGGGAAGGACAAGCCAGUGGUUGGUUCCACAUUUAAGCUGUUCAAAGAAGAGAUCAGCAGGCUGUUGAAUUGCAAGUACUUCAGUUGUCUUCCACCUCCACCCAACAAAUCUUCAGAGGUGAUAAGGUCCAACAGCAACAGCACCUCAAAGUCAAAACCAAAUGAAGUUUCUACAGAGACUCCUCCCGCUCAGAAGUGGGAUAGGGACUUCCAGAGCACAAGGGAGCGGGAGCCUCCUGACUCCUGGGACAUGGAGUUCUCAGAUGGACCUGCCUCACCCCAAGCUGCAGUACACAAACCAUGGAGAGGAGCUGCCACUUUUAUCCCCAAAGUCCCAGUCGCCACCAAAAAACAAUACACUGACCUCAAACAGAGAAAAGAGAGGAGGGCCAAAGGAGAGCAACAUGCCAAGUUGGCAGUUUACAUGGAUAUGCCUGUGGAGGUUUUCAACUCUCCAUGUGCCUUACCCAAAGACCCUGUCCUGAGGAAGCAGCACCUAGAAGACCUUAUGACCGAGAUCCAUGGCUCCUUCAGUUUUAUGCAGGACUCUCUUCUGGAUGGUGAGAUCUCCCCCACUAAUGGCCACGCCAAACUAAAGAGACGGCCGUCUGGAUCUCCGAUUUCUUCUGGUAACUUGGAACAAGUCAACAAGCUUUGUGACGCAGAUUUAAGAAGCCCAGAUGUCCUGCCCAAAGCAACGCAUUCCACACCGCUGUCUGCCAUGUGCGUGGAACGUAAAGACAGUCUGACAAAUGGGGAUCAGUCCCUGGAAACUUGUGACCUGAAGCUUUCUUCAAACAACCUGGCUCAUGAGCCACUGCAGUUGGCCGAAAGAGAAAUGUUUCCUUCGCCACCUCUGUACCGCAGGCAGUCGAUCAUCUCUGCCAGUCAGGAGAAGAGCCAUCCCUGUACACCAGUAUCUGCAUCCAGAAAGCAUUCCCCCUGUAAUGGGAUGGAAUCUUGCACCACCUCCACCCCCAAGGAGCGUGCUUUCUCUACACCACCCACCAGGCGAAAUCUGACAUCAGCACAGUUUCAGAACAUACAGUCAGUCUUCAAGAUGAAAGCCCCCUUACCUCAGAAAGGGGAAAUAAAAUACAAACCGGAUUCUGAGGUUUUCAUUGAGCCCAGGUACAGCACUGCUAGUACCCAAACACCACCUGAGUUUGCUCCUUCUGAAGAUGAACCACAGCCUGUUUACCAGUCAGAUAAUAUGAUGGGUAACGGUGGACAAAUAUUGCUGUCCCCUGGCCAGUCAAGUGGAGGCAGGGGUCGUUCUGGCCAGUCAUACUACACCAGGGGAUCUUUGAGAGGUAUGGCACGUGGUGGCAAAGGACUGGCACAAACAUUUCGCUCUCCUGGUUGGCAUCAAGGUGGAACCUACAUUCCCCAGGCUCAUCUAAGGGACUCUGGCCCGAUCCUCUACACUACUAGAGACUCUGGAUAUCAACACAGCUACAGACAUGGCCGAGGGAGACAUAACUCAAGUGCAGCCUGGAGUGACUCUUCCCAGGUGAGCACCCCAGAUCGUGAGGGAGUGUUUACAAUUGUAGACUCAGGUCAUGGAGACUCCCUUUCGGUCUCCACCGUGGAGGUCCCUCUAACUCCUCAUGCCCACCAACACCCCCUGCUGCCCAUGCAACUCUACCCGCUCACCCAACCACUGCGAGUGGCCUUCAACGCAACUCGCACUGCCAACUUCGCCCCAGGCAACCUGGACCAGCCCAUUGUGUUCGACCAGCUGCACAGCAACUUGGGUGAGAUGUACGACUCUCACAUUGGCCGCUUUACCUGCCCCGUCAAUGGAACAUACGUCUUCAUCUUCCACAUCCUGAAGCUAGCCAUCAACGUCCCCCUCUACAUUAACCUCAUGUGCAAUGAAGAAGUAAUGGUGUCGGCGUACGCCAACGAUGGAGCACCAGAUCAUGAGACAGCCAGCAACCAUGCCAUCCUGCCUCUUUUCCAAGGGGAUCAGGUGUGGCUUCGGUUGCAUCGUGGUGCCAUCUAUGGCAGUACCUGGAAGUACAGCACCUUCUCUGGCUUCUUGCUGUACCAGGAUUGAAAGAAGAGCUCUGGUUGUUUGAUAAAAGUUCAGUGUGUGAACUGUUUGCCUUGUACUAAAAGGUGAUUAAACUGGCAUUUUUUCCCAGCAUAAAGCCAUUCAUGACACGACGUGCAUUAGUGGCAAAAUGGUAUGAUCCAUGCUCACAACCAUUAUCUAUAUGUGAAAUGAUGAUUGUGGCUACUUGAAAUAAACAAAAUUAAAUUAUAAAUAAAUAAAUAAAAUAAAUAAACAAAAUUCUCAUCAAUGCAUUGCUCAUGAUGGUGGUGCUCUCUGUGGCUAACAGUAGUACAACUAAUAGCAUGUCAUUUUGCUGUAUAUCAACCUGGAGCAUAUCACCUGCUCAGCCCAAAGUUCACUAAUUUCGGUGAGAACUCUGAUGCACUGUUAUGAAUGUGUGCCUUUGUUUCCUAAGUGUCUUUGGAUGACUGUCCAGAUGUUAAAUAGCUAAUGAGCUGUAUCACUGACUUAAUUAUGACUGACUCCUAUCAGCACGUCACUUGUUGCUGGACUCCUAUGCAUUCAUUCUCGCCUUUCUUUAUGUGACAGACUGUGGAUGGAAAGAUGAUGUUCUUGGUGGUGGGUAUGGUGUUGAACACUUUUUUUUCCAAAUUGUUGCACUGACCAACUACUUUGAAGAGAUGAAAGUGGUUCCUUGAUGUGCUUGAAUAAAAGAUAAGCAGAGACA